Molecule: messenger RNA, 1586 nt
Organism: Rubroshorea leprosula
Lineage: Eukaryota; Viridiplantae; Streptophyta; Magnoliopsida; Malvales; Dipterocarpaceae
Source: the annotation of a GenBank genome assembly
GCCGCCACCACCACUAACUCAACUCAUCACUGCCUGGGAAGCGAACUUGUUUUCUUGUCUUUUCCCUCAUGGAAGAAGAUGACCCUUUUCUCGCCACCCAAACAGGGCCCCAACUCCAACGCAUUCCCGAGGAGAACCCCCAUCAUGGUUUCUCUUUUAGUAUCCCAUCAGAAAUUCAAGAAUACCACCCUCAGGUCGGAGACUCAAUUGCCCAAUUCAAGAAAUCCGGUUCACUUCAUCGCUGCAGAACAGCACCUGCCAUGGCCGUCGUGCGGGACCUCAAGCCUAGAACAGCCCAAGUGCCGAAACCCCAGUCCGAAGCCAGCUUCAUUAUCAGGCAAGCUGUUUCUCUCCUCACAAUUUACUUAGCACUUGGUGUGGUUAUCUAUACGUUUAAUAGAGAAAAUUUCUCCGGAAUUGAAACCCACCCGGCCGUCGAUGCUCUGUAUUUCUGUAUAGUCACUAUGUGCACAAUUGGGUACGGCGAUAUUACCCCUCUGACUCCGGCGACAAAGGUUUUUGCUUGCGUUUUUGUUUUGGUGGGUUUUGGGUUUAUAGAUAUUUUGCUUAGUGGGCUUGUGAAUUAUGUUCUUGAUUUGCAAGAAAACAUGAUAUUGACCGGAAUUCAGAUGAAGAAAUCGCAGCCGGGAUUUUCGGCCCGGAAUUACAUCGUGGAUGUAGAAAAGGGGAGGAUGAGGAUAAGACUCAAGGUGGGUUUGGCACUUGGCGUGGUGAUACUGUGUAUUGCGGUGGGAGCCUUUGUGCUUUUCUUCGUGGAGGGAUUGGAUUGGAUUGACUCUGUUUAUUUGUCGGUUAUGUCUGUUACUACAGUUGGGUAUGGGGACCGAGCGUUCAAGACCCUACCCGGCAGGCUGUUUGCGGCCAUCUGGCUUCUGGUUUCGACGCUGGCAGUGGCCAGGGCUUUCCUGUAUUUGGCAGAGGCGAGAAUUGACAAGAGGCACAGAACAAUUGUUAAGUGGGUGUUACAGAGGGAAAUCACAGUUGAGGAUUUGCUUGCUGCCGAUAUGAACAAUGAUGGUUUUAUCAGUAAAUCAGAAUAUGUCAUCCACAAGCUGAAAGAGAUGGGAAAAGUUGGGGAGAAAGACAUAUUGGAGAUCUGCAACCAAUUCAGCAAGCUUGACCCUAACAACUCUGGGAAGAUAACACUGCCUGAUCUCUUAGAAAAUCGCUUGUGACAAUGAUAAGGAUGCAGCAUUGGCAUUCUUUCAACUAGCUAGAUUAGUAAGAAUUUAUGAUCACAUUCCUGGACAAAGUGUGUAAUUCCACAAAAUGCAGAACACCAGUGUCGUCGUACAAUAGACUUUGCAGAUUCAUUGAUGUUCCACAAAAUGCAGAAGCUUAACAGACCGAAUGCAAUUUGACAACAAGCUUUUGCUUGAGAGGAUAUGCUCACGAAGGUUAGAAAAUUAAAUCCAUACCUUACUGGCGUGUUUAGAGUCAAUAGAUGGUGUAGAAAGAGAAAGGGAUUCAGAUGACCAUUCCAUGAAUUUUGAAUUGUAAAUUUGUUUGUGGUAUCUGUUGCCAAUGUAUUCCUCCAAAAAAUUCAAUGAAAAGCGUAUAUAUUG